Messenger RNA from Solanum stenotomum, 2066 nucleotides. RefSeq lists its product as uncharacterized. The transcript has 6 exons. Gene Ontology annotation, molecular function: DNA binding. Gene Ontology annotation, biological process: regulation of DNA-templated transcription; signal transduction. Bases 1 to 2046 code for a protein of 681 amino acids. The record is from RefSeq and is a predicted model, not a curated record. Lineage: Eukaryota; Viridiplantae; Streptophyta; Magnoliopsida; Solanales; Solanaceae.
AUGAUGGAUUUCAACCAAGAAGAAGGGAUUCGUUUUCAUCCGAAUGAUUCUGAGUUACUCAAGUUCCUUUUAAGGUUUAUUGCUGAAAAGGACUUGCGUGACAAUGGCUUCAUUACUGUCCUUGAUAUAUACCAGAGAGAACCUUGUGUAAAUUAUGGCAUAGGCCGCCAUUGUGGUGGAGAAAAGGACGGGCUUCGAUAUUUUCUUUCCCCCCUACAUCAUAAGAAGGAACAAGGGGGGGAGCGCUUUUGUAGGAUUGUCGGGGGAAAUAAAAAAAUCGGGAAUUGGAAGCUACUCAAUAAAGGCAAAGAAGUAGUGUUGAACUAUCAAAAUUUAGUAAUAAAGGGAAUGAAGAAAAGCCUUUGUUUUGAAAAUAAGUCCAAGUCUUGUGAGGGAAAGUGGCUUAUGAAAGAGUACAGUUUUUCUGGAGAAAGUUUGAAAAAAUUAACAAAAUCAAAGUUAAAAAAUUAUUGCAUUUGUGCCAUUAGGAAAUCCAACAGAAAAUCUUGUUAUGGUUUUGGCCAAAUUCAAGAUAUGGAAGAGACUCCUGUGUCUGUAGGAAAUCACGUGAUGGAAGAGUCUCCUGUGUCAAUAGGAAAUCCCGCAAUGGAGGAGAUACAGAAAGGUGAUGGAACUCAAGAAAGUGCUAAGGCUAAAGUGAAAGAGAGAAUGGAAAAGGCUUUCUUGGAUGGUGUUAUGAAGCAGGAUAACCCUAUUCUCCGUUGGGUUCUCAAGCGUAUGAAGGAAGUACAAAAUGAACUGUGUGAGAUGUCUCCUCCAAAUUGGAGGCAGGAGAUACUGGAAACGGUUGAUAUUGAUAUCCUAUCAGAGGUUCUAAAAUCAGGGACGUUGGACAUGUAUUAUUUUGGUAGGAUUUUGGAAUUUGUGUUGGUUACUUUGAGGAAACUCUCAGCACCUUCGAUUGAAGAUGAAUUGAAGGCUUAUCACCAGAAAUUCCUCAAAGAACUAGGGGAAAAUACUCAGGGCGGAGAAAACAGCAGUUCAUUGCUUACUUCUUUGGUCAUCAAGGGUUUGCAAUUUGUUAUAAGGCAGAUUAAGAUACUCAAAGGUGAAAUAAGCAAAGCACGCAUCAAAUUGUUGGAACCAUUAAUCAAGGGACCUGCUGGUUUUGAAUACCUUAGAAGUUCUUUUUCCAACCGCUAUGGUCCCCCUACUGAGGCUCCAAUCUCUCUACCAUUAGUAAAGCAAUGGUUAUCUUCUGUCAUGUUAGUGGCUGACCAAGAGUGGGACGACCACCUGAAUUCAUUAUCAUCUCUGAGGUUGAGCAGUGGGGCACAUUCUUUGGAGAAAGCUCCAAUCACACUUAGGGCUGGAGGUAGCUGUCUAAGGAUGUCAGAUCCUCCAACACUGAAGACUAAUGCAGCCAAACAACGAGAAUGCAAGGGAGAGAAGGUUGAUCUGAUUUUAAGGCUCGGUUUGUUGCAUCUUGUCUGUGAAAUUGAGGGGUUGACAGUGGAAACACUACCUGAGACUUUGAAAUUGAAUUUCUCCAAAUUGAGAGCUGUCCAGGCUUUCCUCCAGAAAAUCAUUGUAAUCUGUACUAGCAUAUUGGUUUUGCAGCAGACUCUUCUUGCUGAAUGCCUGGUUACCAACCCCUCAGACAGGGAAGAUAUAUUAUCUAAAUCUGUUACAAAGCUGCUUAAGCUUCUGGAUAAAGGGGAGGGUGCUAGUAUAACCAAAGUUGUUGAGACACUGAGCUUUUGCCUAGAAGGUGAUGAGCCAGAGAAGCUUCAAGCAAGGAAGGAGAUCAUGGCGAACAUGUUGGCAAAGAGCUUGCGAGCAGGGGAUGCCAUUUUCACUAGAGUUUCGGGCACUGUUUUUUUGGCAGCAAAAGCAAUUUUACUUUGCAGAAGCGGAGCUGAGGGUAGGCGAUUGGCGGAGAACACCCUGAAAAGUGUUGGUGCCACUCUACUCACUGAAAAGCUGGUUGAGGCUACGGAAGAUCUGUUGGUUGUGGCAACUAUGUCAGCCAAAGUUCAUGGUUCAUGGUAUCUAGAGGUGCUUAAAAACAUGAGAGCUUUGUAGCAUACCCACUUCUUUAAGAA